Molecule: messenger RNA, 2837 nt
Organism: Phanerochaete carnosa HHB-10118-sp
Lineage: Eukaryota; Fungi; Basidiomycota; Agaricomycetes; Polyporales; Phanerochaetaceae
Exons: 13
Coding region: 50-2746 (898 amino acids)
Molecular function (GO): mRNA binding
Source: RefSeq, a predicted model, not a curated record
GUCACCCACACAUAUACUGAGGUAUCUCUUGUCUCUAUUCUGAGACAAGAUGCCUCCUCCAUCGGCUUCGAACAAGAAGCCUGGGCCAACGUCCAAAUCGACGGAUCUCGUUCCCGUUGGCCCUCGCGAAGUUAUCGCCUCGAAGAAACAGCAUUGGGCCAGCAAACGCGAUGAAUACGGCAACAAGCCGACAACAAUCAAGGCUCUCGUCCUUCGCAAUGGGAAGCAUGGUGCUAUGGGCACUGGAGAGCUUGUCUCAUCGAGAAUCAGGAUGGCAGGUAGAGAGAAAUUGGAUCUUCUGGCUGAGGAUAUGAUGGAGCAUUACGCGACUGCAAUUGCUGCUCCCUUCGAUUCCCUCAAAUGCGGGAAGAUUGCCAAGUCUUAUUUCAUCUCCUGGUUGGAUGAAAUAGAAAACCUUCAGGACCCGGACCUGUUUUCAGACAGAAUCACAUCUGAAACACUGUCGCGCUUCCCGCCAGUCCCGCCCAAGAAUAAGAAAGGCAGACCAGAGAAUCCUCUCAACAAUCCGGGCAAAGUGGCCACGGUUGUCUCGUCCAGGAUCCACAACGCAUAUCUACUCGCUUCAGGCUGGCGACUUGCUGGUAGCUUUCUCAUGGAGUUGAGGGACGUCGUGAAAGAUGACAAGCAGAUCAAACUCGCGCUCCAACAGAAUGAUGGAGUACGGAAGCAAUACCUCGUUCUCUACGACCUUGUCAAUAUCAUCGUCGAUGUGAACCAGCAGAAAUUCGCGCAGCUUGCUACGACUGCCCCGCAUUGGAAACAGUACUUCAGGCCGAACGAGUACAAAGAAGCAGGCGACGACCAACCAGAGUUCGUUUUCGAUUGGGCGCAGCUGAAAAGCGUACACAAAUCAUUCUUGGACUCCAUCGUGGUAGAGCUCUGUCUUCCUGCAUCGCAGUACCCCAAACAAAUCCUCAUCGGCCUCCUGAGAGAAGCGGUUGAUGAAACACCGCGAGACUCCAAGCGAUUCCCGCAGGCUCUUUGGGACGCCAUGGGCGAUCUUUCGUACAGCAUAGAGGUGCUGGACAUCCUCAACACGCCGCUGCUAGGACAAGAGGGGGAGAAAUGGAAACAAGAACCGCGCAAGAAGCCAGAGGAAUACUUAGAAUGGGAGGACGCUCAAAUUUUCUCCGUUGAAGCUGGUGAGGAGGUCGACACGUUCAAGGAUCUCCUAGUUCCUCUCAGCAAGACCAAGGAUAAGGCCGUGCUCGACACAGUCUGGAAGUACAUCAAUCUUAACUAUCAAGGUGUGUCGGGCAAGACGAUCGACGAGCUCUGGGGACUCGAUGAUAGGAAGGACCGCUUUGCCACCUGGCAUGCCUAUUAUACUCUAAAAGCCGAGAAAGGGUCGGAUAUCAACAACCCAGAUGGUCCCCCUACCCUUGUACCAUUCUCUGGGAAUGGCAAGCAGGGAGGAAAACCUGGUGGAAAGAAGCAGUUGGCCAUUACUUCUGGUUACGGCAGCGACGAUUCCAUGCCUUCGCUUCAGACUGUCUCGGAUUCCUCCGAUGAGGAAAUCGACUUUGAUAGUGACGAGGAAGGCAGCGACGAAGAUGAGACUGACGAUGAAGGGUCGGAUUACGACGAGGAGCUUGAAGAGGAAGUCAGGGAUUGGUUCCGCGAAGCUAUGGAUAUCGCUCAGGCUGAUCCUGACUUCCACAAUCCGAGGAGUCAAGCAAAGGACUUCGAAGACAUGGCCUCCUAUAAGAAGGACAAUCCCUUCUUGAAGUUACUGGGCUCCCUCAGAGGUCGUCUGUUCUCCGGCAGUCCCGCCGUCAAAAUUACGGAUCGUAUGCAGCCUCGCACACCUUACACUGGUCCUAAACCAUCGCCCUCUGCCUACAAGCCAGUGCCUCCCGGCGCGCGGCCAGCCGCGAAGCCAGCCACGAAGCCGGCUGCUAAAGCCUCGACGAAGAGCCAAGCUGCAACAGUCGAAGAGGUGUCUGAUGAAGACGAUGCGGCUACACCUGCCAAGAAGAAGAAGAAAAAGCCCAAGAAAAAGAAGAAGAAAACUGCCGCCCCGACGACUGAGGAGCCUAUUCUGGAGGAGAUCGUUCCUGAACCCGAACCAGAGCCCAUUUCUGCUCCGGCUCCGACACCUCAGAGGAAGACUCCCGCCAAACCGGCUCCUAAGGCCACGUCUGUCAAGAGCGGUUCAUCUGUUGCGAGUGCACCCUUUGGCUCAACGGCCUCGCUCCCCCUGUCUGCUGAGCAGAGCGCCCAAUCUGCUCGCACCUACCUGAAAACCGAGGGUCUUGGCUCAGAAAAGACCAAAGUCAAAACGAGGGCGGACCAUGCAACAUUGUUCUCUGUCGCUGAGAAGGCGGAGAAGAAGGCGGGGAUUUUCUCUCGCUUCACCAAGGAUAAGUCAAAGACCGAGGUUGAUGAAGCUGGCAAGUACAGCUUCCUCAGCAGGCUGUCGAAGAAGGCCAAGUCGGCGAUGCACCAGCUGCUCAAUACUGCCGAGGAUGAGAGGCGUGGGCUUGCCCCGAUGAAGUGGGAUCAAUUCGUGAAGGUCAUGACCGAAAUGGGCUUCUCUGUCGACAGCUCUACCGCAGGCUCCAGCGUCCGAUUCGACCCGCCUGAUCCUCGUGAUCACCCUAUCACUUUCCACAGACCUCAUCCUGACAGCACCAUCCCUCCUAACAUGCUCAGGGACUUUGGCAAGCGAAUUAAGCGUACCUAUGGCUGGAACGACGACGACUUUCUCAAGAAAAUCCCGUAAAGCCUGUGCCUGCCGUCUAACCUGCGUCAGAUUCUGUUUGUCGAGGUGCCCAUCUGUAUUCCUAGCGUGUUGUUCAGUACUCUUUCCUUGU